Messenger RNA from Microbotryum saponariae, 156 nucleotides. The record is from the annotation of a GenBank genome assembly. NCBI's taxonomy places the organism in Eukaryota, Fungi, Basidiomycota, Microbotryomycetes, Microbotryales, Microbotryaceae.
AUGAAUGAGUCGUGUAAGUAUGUGCCAAACAUUAAUGAACAUUGCAGACAAGAAGAGAUCGAGCCAGAGCCGGGCGGGUGGCGGCACAUGGACGUGUUCGAAUACUGGUUCAUCAGAGUCGUUAUGCGCUGUUGCGUAGCCUUCAAAGAGCGAUGA